Notolabrus celidotus (New Zealand spotty) is the source of this 881-nucleotide messenger RNA. RefSeq names its product calmodulin-regulated spectrin-associated protein 2-like. Lineage: Eukaryota; Metazoa; Chordata; Actinopteri; Labriformes; Labridae. The transcript has 2 exons. The annotation marks the transcript as partial. The record is from RefSeq and is a predicted model, not a curated record. Gene Ontology annotation, molecular function: calmodulin binding; microtubule minus-end binding. Gene Ontology annotation, biological process: cytoplasmic microtubule organization; negative regulation of microtubule depolymerization. Gene Ontology annotation, cellular component: microtubule minus-end.
UUCCGGACAGCAUUUGAAGGUAACCCUCGCGCAUGCGUAUUGCGCUCCAAAGGUGCAGGGCUUGGAGUGCCUCAGUGCGGCAGGAAAACCGCACCACGGCUCCCUGAGACAGAAGAGGGGAGGCUUCAGACUCAGGGUGUCUCCACCAUAACAGGAGGACUUCAGGGAGAAGCCUUUAGACCCCCAGGAACCAAAGGAAUGGUUCCUGCUUUUAUUCCGACUGAAGACCUCCAGAGUCCAAGGAAACAUCCCAACCUGGUCCCAACGAAGCCAAUUCCAAGCGGUCCACAGCAGUCUGGAUGAAAAACACCAGGACCAUCCACUCAUUGUGUAAACCUGACUGAAGUGCACGAGAAUAACCAGUCAGUUCAUCCUUUAGUGACUGAGAAACCCUGUGAGUAUUAUCUGUUCACUCCAUGAGGGGGAUGCUUUCACACUGAGAGGCUGGUCAGGGUUCAAGACUACAUCUGAGCUGCAGAACCAUGGGGGAAGUUCAGGACAUCAGGGAUGCGAGGAAGACCUUCGUGGCUCCUGUGAUCAAAUCCUUUGAGCACUAUGACUUCUCCAGAGCCAAGAUCUGCUGCAGCCUCACCUGGUUGAUGGCCAAGGCUUAUGGGACAGACAGCGUCCCCACAGACCUGAAGGACCCCUUCUACACGGACCAGUACGAGCAGGAGCACUUGAAGCCCCCCGUGGCCAGCCUCCUCCUGUCUGCAGACCUCUACUGCAGAGCCGGCAGCCUCAUCCUGAAGAGCGACGCCGCCAAACCCCUGCUGGGCCACGAUGCCGUCAUCCAGGCGCUGGCUCAACGCGGACUCUACGUCACGGACCAGGAGAGACUGGUCACUGAGCGGGACCUGAGGAAGAGGCCUCUGCAGAUG